GCCAGGAGACCCCUCUUCCAAGCUCAGUCAUUUUUUUUCUGGGCUAACCAGGAGAACUAGGUUUAGGGGACCCGGACAAAAGGCAAAUUUAACAGUAAUUCCAGUAGAGUCGGUGCCUCGGACACGCAUCUUUCAGGGUAAAUCCGAUGGGGUGAGAGGGUGAAGGCAAGGGAAGGGUGCACUUUACCCAAGUGUGGCUCAGUCCCUGGUUCCUGAGAGGUGCAUUUCUGGGCUCAGUGCAGCAGCAAGACGGCUUCCUUUAAAUAACCCUCCAAUGAAGCCGCUUCCAGCGAACAUGAGGCUUCACGUACACUUCAAGCUAAUUGCUUUCUGCUAUAGGCGCCCGUCUAACCGCUAGCCGUACUGCUUCCUGUUAACUGCUGACCCGCAUCAUCUGACUCCUCCAGUUCAUGUUGCUCUCCCGUGUCACCCUGCUAGCUACAAUACCAUUGGAAUUCAAUCAGCCAUUCCAGUCCAAAGGAAUGUAUUUCACUUAUUGGCUGAAAUGUAUGAGAACAACACAGAACCUCCUUUGUUAUUCAAUCAACCGGAAUGUUUCCACGUCGAUGAUGAAUUUAUUCAGACACAAGAAUGCAAAACGGAUUGAAGGCCUGGAUAAGAAUUUGUGGGUUGAAUUUACUAAGUUGGCUGCUGCACCAGGGAUAGUUAAUCUUGGCCAGGGAUUCCCAGACAUGCUGCCUCCUCCAUAUAUAACAGAAGCCUUGGCUAACGCUGCAGCGGGUGAAAAUUUCAUGUUGAACCAGUACACGAGAGGAUUUGGUCACCCUCCAUUAGUGAAGGCACUUGCUGAACUAUAUGGACACAUAUGUGGACGUUCCAUCGAUCGAAAUAAAGAGAUUUUGGUAACCGUUGGUGCCUACGGUUCUCUUUCCCACUCGAUACAAGGACUAGUUGAUGAGGGAGAUGAGGUGAUUAUCAUUGAGCCAUUCUUUGACUGUUAUGUGCCAAUGGUUAAAAUGGCUGGAGGAAUCCCAGUCUUCAUCUCAUUAAAGCCUGUAAAAGAAAAGGUCGAGCAAGGCAUGAGCAACAGUGGAGAUUGGAGCCUCGAUGAAGAAGAACUUUCCAGUAAAUUUAAUUCUCGGACCAAAGCAAUAAUCAUUAACACGCCCAAUAAUCCAUUGGGCAAGAUAUUUAAAAUGGAAGAACUGAAGAUGAUCGCAGACCUGUGUAUUAAGCACGAUGUUCUCUGCAUCAGUGAUGAGGUGUAUGAGUGGCUCGUGUACAGUGGACAUAAGCACAUCAAAAUAGCAACUUUGCCAAGAAUGUGGGAAAGGACUAUUACCAUUGGAAGUGCUGGGAAGACUUUUAGUGUGACUGGUUGGAAGCUUGGUUGGUCUAUUGGUCCAGCGCAUCUGAUAAAACAUCUUCAGACUGUUCAACAGAACACUAUUUAUACUUGCAGCACUCCUAUUCAGGAAGCUGUUGCCGGAGGUAUUCAGAAGGAAUAUGGCCGCCUGACAGAUGAGGAUUGCUACUUCCUGUCUCUACCCCGUGAGCUGGAAGUCAAGCGGAACCGCAUGGCCCAGAUUCUUCUUGCUGUCGGGAUGAAGCCAGUCAUCCCCGAGGGUGGUUACUUCAUGAUUGUCGAUGUUUCCACGCUAAAUGUCGAUCUCCCCAAAAUGGAAGGGAAUGAGCCUUACGAUAACCUCUUCGUGAAGUGGAUGAUUAAAAACAAGCGACUGGCAGCUAUCCCUGUGUCCUCAUUUUUCAGUGACCAGGCCAAGAGCCAGUUUGAGAAGUACAUUCGCAUCUGCUUUAUCAAGCAAGACAGUACUUUGAAUUCAGCGGAGAGCAUUCUGAGAAACUGGAAAUAAAAGCUAUUGCUUCACUGACGGAGUAGCAAUCUACAUAUCAACCUGACCGGCCUUAAAUUUCUUUGAGUAAAACAGGUAGUCUUCCGCUCUUCCUUGCUUUCCUCAAAGCACUGAAUUGAACAGGUCAAAUUUUACAGGAACUGGGAGCCUGCUAAAUAUCAUCUGGCUUUUGAGGUUUCACCUGGAGAUGAUUGGUUCUACGAUACAACAAAACAUAUCCCUGCUGAAAUUGAUUUGGUACAAAUCUGGCGAUCAUCAUGAUUCUCUUCAAGCAAAUGAAAGUACUGAUGUAUAAGUAGAUUUCCUCCAGUUCUCAACCAGGGCAAGAUAUUAUGAACACUGUAAAGUUGUGGUUUCACUAUUCUGAACUUGAUGUUCCCAUUACAGUACCACUGGCUGCGGGAAAGGAAUUGGAAGUUCUACCCUCUGAUGUUUGUUUUUCUUCUUAUAUACCUUGAACAUGUGAUAUUUUUCAAACAAAUAUGGAAUCCUCAAUCUUUCCAACUCAGCCUCUGCUCUUUAUAUUGGGCUAAAUGAAUUAAAUGAAUGUCAUAAUGUCCCAGGGACUGCUUUCUCAUUAGAAAGAGAUAACUAAUGGUGAGUUUACCUGAGGAACUCCACACCUCUGGCAAAGGGUGAGAUUGAGAAGGCAGGAUCUCUAUGGUGACAUCAACUAGUAUGGGUAAUUGAGCCUACACCAUUAGGCACCACUUUCUAUUACAAAUCAACUAUCCAGCCACCAGACCUACCCAAGCUGCACUAUAUCAUGAAGGAAACCAAUUAUCCCUCUUUUGGAAUACUCCCCAGUUCAGUUGAUCUUAUAAGGGCCAUCAGUCAAGAAAAUAGACUUUUCCUAGCGCCUGGGUCAACACAUGAUUGAGAGUAGGCUGAAAAGCUGGUAUUGCAUUUAUGUUUCCUCUUCUGUACAGGAUAGAGUUGGGUAAUUCCCCAAAUUGUUGGGUAGAUGCCGGUAGCUGGAACAUCUUGGUUAUCAUCAUGGCAAUCUUUAAUACAUCUUCAGCACUAUAGCCAAAAUGUUCCCGAGGCCAUAACUUUUUGCCACAGACUGGCUCUGAGCUGUUUCUUGAAAUCACACGGAGUGAGUUGAUUGAGCAACAAAUCAAACUCUGUGAUGAUGGUAGCCUCAGGAGGAAGCCAUUAUGAAUCAUCCAUUCUGACUUAUGUUCAAAGAUGGCUUGAAUAACUCACUUUUGCUCCUUGCACUUGUGUUGGCUUCCAUCCUCACGGAGAAUGGAAACAUUCAUGGACAUUCAGUGGGUUUCUGAGAUAGGAGUGCUGUCCAACAAUGACAGGCAUUCUGAGAAUGAGCAAAGACUUGAUUAUAAUAUGCAAGGUUCUGAAGGGCUUAAUAGGACAAAUGCUGAGAUAAUGUGUCCCAUAGCUGACCAUCUAGAACACUCAGAUAAUUGUAAAUUGUUGAAAUAACUUGUUCCAGAGGAUGCUCCAUCAUUCAGUGUAUGCAUGGCUGAGAUUGACAGAUUUUUGACCUUUAGAGGAAUUGAGAGAUAUUUCAUGGAGGAAGUGAUGAAGUAAUAAUGUUACUAAGCUAGUAAUCCAGAGUUUCUGACUCAUGUUCUGGGGGCACAGGGUUUCAAUCACACCACAACUGAUUAUGAAACAUGAACUCAGUAAAAAUCUGGAAUUAAGUGUUUAUUUAAUUGUGUCUAUUUAACCACUGUUCAUUGUUGUCAACAGACACCUGGUUUGAAAGUGUCCUUUAGGGAAGAAAAUCUGCUAUUCUUACUUGGUCUAGCCCACAUGUGACUCCUGACCCACAGCAAUAUGAUGUCUCUGAAAUAGCCAAGAAAACCAUUCAAUUCAAGAACAAUAAAUACAGUCAUGGGAUCAAAAACAAAGUUGCUGAAAAAGCUCAGCAGGUCUGGCAGCAUCUGUGGAGGAGGAAAAAGAGUUAACAUUUCGGGUCCGGUGACCCUUCCUCAGUGACGAGGAUGAUCUUGGGCUACAGUCUGAUAUGAUCAACUAGUAAAUUGCGCUGAACCAUAAUGGAUGGAAUUUAAUUCUGAUAAGUGUGAGGUGACACAUUUUUGGAAAUUUUAUAAGGGAAGGAUAGACACAAUGAAUAGUAGUUCCAGGAAAGUACUGAGGAACAAAGGGACCUUGGUAUACAAGUCCAUAGAACCCUGAAGGUAUCAGCACAGGGAGACAGAGUGGUGAAGAAAGCAUAAGAGUUGCUUGCCUUCAUUAGUUGGGUUGUAGAAUUUAGGAGCAAGCAAGUCUUGUUACAACUUUAUAGAACAUUGGUUUGGCCACAGAUGGAAUACUGUGUUUAGUUCUGGUCACCAUACCAUCAGAAGGAAAUGAUUGCACUGGAGAAGGUGCAGAGGAGAUUCACAAAGAUGUUGCCUCGGAUGAAAUCUCAGUUAUGAAGACAGAUUAGAUAAGGUAGGGUUGUUUUCCAUGCGGCCAGUAGGUUGGGGGUGGGGUCUUAUUGAAGUAUACAACAUUAUGAGAGGCAUAGACAGGGUAGACUUUGAGAGAAUCUUUUCCCCAUAGCAAACAUGUCUAAGACUAGAGGGUACAAGUUUAAGGUGAGGAGCAUGUGGUUUAGAGAAGAUCUAAGAGAUAGAAAUUUUAUCCAUGAUCACAGGUAUCAUCAUCAUUUACCAAUCCACUUGUGGUCUUAACCCCAGCUAUUUCUAACCUCCUCCAGCCCUUCCACCAUCUCUGCACUGCUCUGAAGCUGAUCUUUUGCCCAUUCCUGUAUUUGCCCAUUUUUCUGUUUGUUGCCAUGUCUUCAUUUGCAUUGGCUCUGAACUCUGGACAAGUCCACUUCCUUCCUCUUUUAAAACAGGCCCUUAAAUCAUAUCACUCUGACUUAAAAAAAAAGUCCCUGAUACUAAUUGCUUAUGUGAUUUGCUGUUAAAUUUUCUUUGCUAAGACUUCUCUGACAUUCCUUCAGAGAUUUUACCUAGUUAAAGGUGCUAUAUCAAGGCAAAUAGCUAUAAAACAGAGGGGAGGAAAAUGAAGUGGAUGAUACCUUGAUGACUACAUCUUCAGUCUGCAGAUGGUGCUGUUGUGUAGUGCCUGCUGUCUUCACUCAAACAACCUAACUGAUGACGAGCACUGGGUAAGGAUUACAAUAUCGAAAAAGUUGUCAUAUUAUUGGAAUAAUUAUAUUUGCACCUCCCAAACUAACUAAAUUUCCAGAUAAUUCUGCAUUGAAACUGCUAUUUCCAGUUUGAUCAUACAAGUUGCUUCAAAUUUUAAUCUUUGUUAACAGCGGAACAUUGUGGCCCCAAAUUUUACCUUUGUAAUGUUUCCAACAGCUCAAAGAAAAUCAUUCUGCAAAAGUUACCAGUAAUCUUGUAGGCACUGUUCUAUUUUUGACCUACACAAACAGCCCUGCUUAGAGAAUUGGGGAAAUGAAAACAAAUUGCUGGAGAAAUCAUUCAGUCUGGGAGCAUCUGCAAAAAGAACACACAAUUACUGUCUUGGGUCCAGUGACCCUCCUUCAGAACUAGAAAAGAUGGUGAAAUUUGAAUUCAACCAAUAAGUUAAAAAAUCAGUUAGUAAAUCUGGAACUGAAAGCUAAUCUCCAGGAAACUAUCUUCAACUGCUAUAAAAACCCAACUAAUUUAGGAAUGUCUCUGCUUGGUCCCAGACCCACACUGAUUCCUAAAUGCCCUUUGAAAUGGCCUAGCAAGUUCUAUCAAGCCACCAUGAGAAUUUAUCUAUGGUUGUACAUGGAAACCCUCAACUCAAGGGAGGUGGUAGCAUAGCAGUAAUGUCACUGAACUACCAAUCCAAACUCUAGGCUAUUGUUUGAGGAUUAUAGGUUCAAAUGGAACACCAGAUGGUGAAAUUUGAAUUCAGUAAAAUUCUGGAACUAUCCUGAGGGUGGCCAUGUACCAAUUGAUGAAUAUUGUAAAAAAACCAUCUGGUUCACCAACGUUCCUUAGGGAAUGAAAUCUGCCAUCCUGACUUCGCCUGGCCUACUUGCGCCACAGGAAUAUGGUUGAUGCUUAACUGUCCUCUGGGCAAUUAAGAAUGGGCAAUAAAUACUAUUCUAGGCAGAGAGGCCCACAUUCUAUGAAAGAAUUAAAAAUAAAUUCAAAAGGCACUGGGAUUUGCAUCUUAAGUGUUGAAACUUGCAAAGCGACAGACCAGGUGCUGGGAAAUGGGAUUACAAUGGUGCUGGUUUAUUCAGCCACUGCAGAAACAAUGGGCUGAAAUGACCUCUUUAUGUGCUGAACCUUUUCCAUGGUUGUGUGGAAUGUAUAAAAUAGGAAGUUAUAAUACAAGGAAAGAAGUUGCAUUUAUAUAGGCCCUUUCAUGAUCUCAGCAUGUCCUGACGCACUUCAUAGUCAAAGAAAUAAUUCUGAAAUAUAAAUUUGGUAUUUGUUUGAAGUGACUGGUAAGCCUUCCCUGAAAUUAAGGACCCAGGAGGUGGAAAUCAUGUUGCUCGAGAAUUGUGCUGACCAAUCAGGAGCUGGCAGUUGCAAAAGCAGGCUUCAUCGGCAGCAAUGCCCAUGAGGAGAAGCCUGGGAUUGCUGAAAGACCAGAUCACAGAUAAUUGAGGGAAGAAUGAGGGUCGUGGCGUGGGAGUCAUGGAUGUGCUGAGGGGGCCAGCAGCAAGGGCACGACUCAACGCACAUCCAUUGCCAGGUUCCUCAAUCAGUGUCAUUAAAUGAACGAAUCCCCAUCCAGUAAUGAGGCCAUAAAAAUAUGGAGUUUGCUUUUCAGGCUUUCCAUGCAGUGACUGCUCUGCUGUUACUGAUUCAGUACUAUCGCUGGCAUGAGGCCUUAAAUGGGCAUUAAUUUCUGUCCCAGAGUUAAUUGGAGCAGAGGGGGGAAACGGUAGCACUGUCCGCCCAAGGCACCCUGCCAUUCAACCACUACCACCCUUGCUGUAGAAGAGGGCAUUACAUACCACCCACAGUCACUGUUGUAUCGUAAUAAUGGUAGCCAAUUUACAGGCAACAAGCGCUCAUAAAGCGGGUGUUAAAGGCAAAGACUGAGUAUCUUAAUUCCAUCCUAUGAUACAUGAAGUCUGCAACUGGUGAUAGCACUGUUUAAUACCUUGAUUGAAUUAAGUGAUUGUUGUUGAAAAGUUACAGACUCUCACACUAUUUGGAGAUGCAACCCUUUUUAAAUUGAGGAAAGCUAUCAGAAAAUAUGGCUGACCAGUGCUUGAGAUUAUGAAAAUACUGCAGAUGCUUAAUUAAUGAAAAGUACCAAUUUCAAGGUUGUAGUCCAAUGGAUAUUUUAACUUAUGUUGUAGAUAAAGGUGAAAGAUUGAUUUGAAGAAUUAACUUGGUUUCUCUGUCUACAGAUGUUGCCAGAGCCAGAGAUAGGGCAAGUGUGUUUGCCAUCCGGGGAGACCGUUCAGCCUUAUACGAUAUUCUAGGAGACAACAAUGAAAGUGAUGUCAUGUAAAAUCAUCAGUGAGGCUCAUGUGGGCUGUAAGUGAGGAGGCACAUUCAGAAAUGCGGUGACUGGGAACCUGUAGUUAACAUGGAGAUUCAUUGCCUCUAAAUUGAGAACUCAAAUUCCCUGAUUUGUGAUACAUUACAGCAACCAGUGAAUGUGGGUUUAAGUUCCAGUGUAUAACGUCCAGUCACGGUAAUACAUUAUAAGGCAAGAACAUUUGCAGUUAAAUUGCAACAUUGAAAAAUAAAUUACUGAAGCAAUCAGAAAUGAAGUGAUCCAAACCUCCACUCAUACCCACCACAAUUGGACUAAACUAAUGAUUGCUCUGGCUGGGUACUCGAGGAAAUUCAAACCUUACUAAUGACAUCAGAGUCCUUAAAAAUCUCAGUCAAUCAGGCUUAUUUUAUGAAGAAAGGUUGAACAGAUUAGGCCUAUACCUAAUGGAAUUUAGAAGAAUGUUUAAAAAAAGGUAUGAGCUAUUCAGGGGAAAGGACAGCGUGAAUUCCUGGAGAAUGUUUCUUCUUGUGUUGGGGACUAAAACUAUGUCCAUACUAAAACUAUGUUCCUCAGCGGUGGGAAGACUACCUUCUUCCAUUUCAUUUCUGAGGAAAGGUCACCAGAUCCGAACGUUAACUCUGAUUUUUCUUUACAGAUGCUGCCUGACCUGCUGAGCUUUUCCAGCAACUUCUGUUUAUGUUCUUUUGGUUUUUAUGAAUAAGAGAUCUCUGUUUUAAGACAGAGAUUGACUGUACUUUUUUUCUCUUUGCUAUUAGACUGUGCCACAAUGUUCCCGAAAUGAAAUGGAGGCUGGGUCUUUAAGUAUAUUGUGAGUGCUUCUUCAAAACAAAAGCAGCCACUGUUGUUUUAAUUUCCAAAAGUGAAAUGUCUAAAGUAAAUUCAGAUUGAAUGUCAAGAUCUCUCUCUAUAGGAAAAUGCUCACACCUUCAGUAGAAAACUGUCAAUUUGGGAAUCAAACCCAGUGGGGCUGAUUUUUAACUUGUUUACAGCAUGUCAAGAGGAAAAAUUUUCAGACAGGCAUUAAUUUAGGCAGUCAGCGCACCCCUGAGAAAUAGAUAGAAGAUGUGUUCUUUAGUUUGGAUGUGUUGGUGGGCACAACACUCAUGUUAAAUUCAUUUUUUCAAGGUAACCUACUCAAUCAUAUGAUCUCUUGGUGUGUGAAAAUUUUGUUGAAUGUAUAAAAGCUGCUUAUUCCAUUCCACCCAACUUUACUUCAGCUGAAAUAUAACAGUGGCAGAUGCAAUACAUUUUCAAGUAUUGCGGAAUUCCUGAGGGAAUCAGGAAUUUCCUUUAUUAUUUAACAGAAAUUGCAGCACAGCACUUCCAAUGUAACAUACUCAAACAACAUAAAGAUGUUUUGCAAUUACCAGUGCAGUUUGCAGCAGAACAAAGGUGGUGUACUCAUCCUCAUCUUUAUAUUGCUCAAACUAUACCUGAUGUCAAAAUUUAAGGGUACACUCAAAGAACAUGUAAGUUGUACUAAAAUAGUUUUUUGGCAUGAUGUUUGUCAACAAUAUAAGUUUGUGGUUCAAGUGUUGGUAGCAAUUCCAUUUUUUUUCUGAAGUGCCUCUAAGUAUAUACAGUAAAGGGGUUAACUCUGUGGCUAAUCAUAGUUAAGAUAACUGCAGAUGCAAAAUGCAGAAACUUAAUCUAUAAAAGUGGCUGGGGAAUGGGGACUGAAUUAGAUAUACAGGUAUCAGAGAUAAUGGGAACUGCAGAUGCUGGAGAAUCCAAGAUAAUAAAGUGUGAAGCUGGAUGAACACAGCAGACCAAGCAGCAUCUCAGGAGCACAAAAGCUGACGUUUCGGGCCUAGACCCUUCAUCAGAGAGGGGGAUGGGGGUGAGGGUUCUGGAAUAAAUAGGGAGAGAGGGGGAGGCGGACCGAAGAUGGAGAGAAAAGAAGAGUUGCAGUGGGAGAGAGAUUCCCUGAGGUUGGUCCGGAGGGUAACUUCUUCCGGUUAGGCAUCCCUGGAAGAGGCUUCGCAGUGAGGUUAAAAAAGCCUCUUCCAGGGAUGCCUAACCUGAAGAAGUUACCCUCCUCCCUCCGGACCAACAGUCUGACUUCUAGUAUCCCCUGGCACACAGAUAUUGGUUGGUCAACUACUUUAGAUUUCUGCGUCUCCCUGGUUUUUAUGCACUUGUUCUUCCCUCUUCUGCAAGGAGAAAGAAAUUAAAUGUUUUGAGAGAAUGGAAGUGUAACAUUUGCGGAGGGUGACUGUGAAAGAUGGAGUGAAAUGGCUACAAGAUGAAGGUAGGUGUCAUUGGUAGCUCUUAAGAUGAAGAGAUGAUGAGGUCCUUUGAGAGAGAAAGAAUGAGGAAUCAAUUAACCUAAAAGGUGGGUUGAUCAGAGGUGUUCUGUACAGAUGCAUGCUGUGGAACUCUAUGCAUUAGUUACUUGAAUGUGGGAUGGUUCUUCUCUUUCUUGCUUUGAUGAAGUCAUAGGCAUUUUGGCAUUGUGUCCCAGAGUGAACUGGCACUCUCCUGUUGGUGACCGCCAUUACCACUUAUAGUCACAACUAUUUGACAUCAAGGGGCUGGCCUCUUUCUUCUGUCCAUUGGAAAGAGUAUUUCUCUGCAAUUCCAUACAACCACGGGGAAACUGGGAAAAUGAGAUGGGAACAAACACAGAAUUUCUUGGCAAAGCUCAGCAGGUCUGGCAGUGUCUGAGGAGAAAAAAAUCAGAGUUAAUGUUUUGGAUCUGCUGAACCUUCCCCAGAAAUGAGAUAGAAGAAGGUAGUCUUCCCAUUGCUGAGACUUUAUUAUUGUGCUUGUAGUCCUGUCCUGACAAGGCUCUAUUCCUAUCCUUGAAGGUACCUCAUAAAUAGAAAAUCUUAAACAUCAGCAGUGGGCUAUCAUCACACCUGCCCAUUCCAGUUUGUUUAGAAACCAGGAAGUAAGAUGCUAAUGCCAGGGUUGACUUAAAGAGUGAGAGCAAUGCUUGUUCCAGCAACUUUCGUGUAUCUGUUAGCUUACACCACUGCAGGCCUAAAUAUUAAACUUUCGGACAUCGAUGCCUGGCCCCAGUGCCAUUGUGUUGUUAGACUGAUACAAGGUCAAUUUUCAAUACUCAAAGACAACGACCUGGAUUAUGAUCUGAAAGUAAAUAAAAUAGUUUACACUUGAUAUUGUCAUUUGUAUAUUAAUAUUGCUUUGUUCCAGUGCUCUCCUGGCUCUUCAUCUUCCAAUCUCCAUUUAAAAAAAACUCACCCUAACUGAUAACAAAGUGUGAAGCUGGAUGAACAC
Molecule: messenger RNA, 10508 nt
Organism: Stegostoma tigrinum
Lineage: Eukaryota; Metazoa; Chordata; Chondrichthyes; Orectolobiformes; Stegostomatidae
Product: kynurenine--oxoglutarate transaminase 3-like
Exons: 14
Coding region: 411-1835 (474 amino acids)
Biological process (GO): biosynthetic process
Cellular component (GO): cytoplasm; mitochondrion
Molecular function (GO): L-kynurenine:2-oxoglutarate transaminase activity; pyridoxal phosphate binding
Source: RefSeq, a predicted model, not a curated record